AACACAUGAAGCCGGGUCUCCUGAUCCUACAUGUGCAAGAACCAAGAAUUGAAUAGGUCGAAACCUACCAGAUCCACUACAAAUGUAUAUCAGCCGCGGCUGAAGGUUUCAGAAAGAGUAACGCAACGCAGAGGAGGACACAGGGUCGCCAAGCCCAGCAAACAAGGGCAUCGCAGGGCGGCUGAGAGUUGCCGGCCGGCUAUGGCUUCCCUUCUUCUCCUCGCCGCCUUGGCCUUACUCUUCGUCAUGGCAUCUGGGCAGGGCGCCAAGACCGUGCUGCCGUUUGCGCCUUCCUGCUCGACAAGUGGCAACUACACCGACGGCAGCAAAUACAAGAAGAACCUGGACCAGCUCCUGGCCAGUCUCCCCACGGCGGCCGGCGACAACGGGUGGUUCUACAACGGCACCGUCGGGACGGGGGCCGACAAGGUGUUCGGCCUCAUCAUGUGCUACGCCGACCGCAACGAGACGCAGUGCCUCGAGUGCCUCGCCGGCGCGCCCGCCGGGAUCACCGCGCUAUGCCCGGGCAGCCGGAACGUGAGCGCGGCGUACGACGCGUGCGUGCUCCGCUACUCCGACACCGACUUCUUCUCUGUGGCCGGCCGCGACGAGGCGUUCUACGUCACCUGGCCCAGCACCGUCGACCAGGCGAGGCUCGAGGUCGCGCGCUCCAGCCUGAUGAACCGGCUCGCCAGGACGGCCGCCGGCUCGCCGCCGCUGUUCGUGGCGAACGAGAGCGCGCCGCUCGCCGGCUCGUCGGACUCGGUGUACGGGCUCGCGCAGUGCACGCGGGACCUGACGGCCAGCGAAUGCAGCUGGUGUCUCACCACGUAUGUCGGUCUGCUGCCGGGGAGGUUCCCGAACAGCACCGGCGGCGCGAUCAAGGGGUACAGCUGCUACGUCAGGUACAGUGUCGGCGCCUUCGACAUCACCCUGCCGCCGCGCCGGCCGGCGCCACCUGUUGGAUAA
This is a messenger RNA of Sorghum bicolor (sorghum), 969 nucleotides long. Its product is annotated as cysteine-rich receptor-like protein kinase 6. The transcript has a single exon. NCBI's taxonomy places the organism in Eukaryota, Viridiplantae, Streptophyta, Magnoliopsida, Poales, Poaceae. The record is from RefSeq and is a predicted model, not a curated record. The coding region runs from base 31 to 969 and encodes 312 amino acids.